Messenger RNA from Chrysochloris asiatica (Cape golden mole), 1668 nucleotides. It is a transcript of the gene KRT75, whose product is annotated as keratin 75. Gene Ontology annotation, biological process: keratinization; intermediate filament organization. Lineage: Eukaryota; Metazoa; Chordata; Mammalia; Afrosoricida; Chrysochloridae. The transcript is spliced from 9 exons. The record is from RefSeq and is a predicted model, not a curated record. Gene Ontology annotation, molecular function: structural constituent of skin epidermis. Gene Ontology annotation, cellular component: keratin filament. Bases 1 to 1668 code for a protein of 555 amino acids.
AUGUCCAGGCAGUCAUCUGUCACUUUCCAGACCAGCAGCCGUAGGGGCUUCAGCACUGCCUCAGCCACCACCCCUGCAGCCGGAGGAUCCCGCUUCAAAUCCGUCUCUGUGGCACGUUCCUUGGGAGGCAAUGGGGGUCUGGGAAGGAUCAGUGGCACAGGGGCUGGCUUUGGAAGCCGCAGCCUAUACAACCUGGGAGGGACCAAGAGAGUCUUGGCCAGUGGGUGCAGCAGCAGCUUCCGGAAUGGCUUUGGCAUCAGGGCUGGCAGUGGGUUUGGCUUCGGAAGUGGGAUCAGCAGUGGAUUUGGUCAUGGAGGGGGCGUUGGAGGUGGAUUUGGGGGUUCUGGCUUCCCUGUCUGCCCCUCUGGAGGCAUCCAAGAGGUCACAGUCAACCAGAGUCUCCUGACUCCCCUCAACCUGCAAAUCGACCCCGCCAUCCAGCGGGUUCGGAAAGAAGAGCGGGAGCAGAUCAAGACACUCAACAACAAGUUCGCGUCCUUCAUCGACAAGGUACGGUUCCUAGAGCAGCAGAACAAGGUCCUGGAGACCAAGUGGAACCUCCUGCAGGAGCAGGGCUCCAGGACCGUGAGACAGAACCUGGAGCCCCUCUUUGAUACCUACAUCAAUGAGCUCCGGCGACAGCUGGACACUGUUACUUCCGAGAGGGGCAGGCUCGAUGCUGAACUACGGAACAUGCAGGAUGUUUUAGACGAUUUCAAAGUCCGAUAUGAAGAUGAAAUCAAUAAGCGUACAGCUGCUGAGAAUGAGUUUGUAGCUCUGAAGAAGGAUGUGGAUGGUGCCUACAUGAACAAGGUGGAGCUGGAGGCCAAGGUCAACUCUCUGACUGAUGAGAUCAACUUCUUCAGGAUGCUAUAUGAGGCAGAGCUGUCUCAGAUGCAGAAUCAGGUCAGUGAUACCUCCGUGGUCCUGUCCAUGGACAACAACCGCAGCCUGGACCUGGACAGCAUCAUUGCUGAGGUCAAAGCGCAGUAUGAGGACAUCGCCAACCGCAGUCGGGCUGAGGCUGAGUCCUGGUACCAGACCAAGUAUGAGGAGCUACAGGUCACAGCUGGAAGACAUGGUGAUGACCUCCGCAACACCAAGCAUGAGAUCUCCGAGAUGAACAGGAUGAUCCAGAGGCUGAGAGCUGAGAUCGACAGCAUCAAGAAGCAGUGUGCCAGCUUACAAACAGCCAUUGCCGAUGCAGAACAGCGUGGAGAAUUGGCCCUCAAGGAUGCACGAGCCAAGCUGGUGGACCUUGAGGAUGCCCUGCAGAAGGCCAAGCAGGACAUGGCCCGGCUACUGCGCGAGUACCAGGAGCUGAUGAAUGUCAAGUUGGCCCUGGAUGUGGAGAUCGCCACCUACAGGAAGCUGCUGGAGGGCGAGGAGUGCAGGCUCAGUGGAGAGGGUGUUUCUCCAGUGAACAUCUCUGUGGUCACCAACACUGUUUCCAGUGGCUAUGGCAGUGGCAGCGGCAUUGGAGGAGGAAACCUGGGCCUCGGUGGGAGCAGCAGCUAUUCCUUUACCACUAGCGGUGGGCACAGCCUGGGUACAGGGCUCAGGGGAUCUGGCUUUAGUGCCAGUAGCAGCCGGGGUCUAGGGGGCAGUGGCUCAAGUGUCAAGUUUGUCUCUACCACAUCCUCCAGCAGGAAAAGCUACAAACACUAA